Messenger RNA from Cavenderia fasciculata, 1041 nucleotides. RefSeq lists its product as uncharacterized. Bases 1 to 1041 code for a protein of 346 amino acids. Lineage: Eukaryota; Evosea; Eumycetozoa; Acytosteliales; Cavenderiaceae. The transcript is spliced from 5 exons. The record is from RefSeq and is a predicted model, not a curated record.
AUGACCAUACUCACAACCACUACAACGACUACUAUAUUCACAUUUUAUUCUAUCAUCAGAGUGAAAUAUAUCAAAGCUCUGAUAUUCAAUCAGAUAAGUGUGAUAUCAAAUCGAUUGAAUAAAGAUGAUAGUCGACGACAACGACGAUCAUUGAUUGGAAGAGAUAUCAUCAAAUUACCUCAUCUUGAAAUGAUUACAAUCUAUGCAAUGCCUUGGAGCUUUAUUUGUCAUUAUCUACCUGAUGAUUGCAAUACAAUACUAUUGGAAAGAAGAAGAUUGGUGAUUAGUCAAUACUGCUGUCAUCAAAAUGCAACAUUGGAUACACUCGUACAUCUAUUGGAAUGGUCGACCGCAGAUGUUGGAUUUGAUUGGAAUUAUUUAAAAGAAAAUAGCAAGAAUAUAUUCAAUCAAGAGAUAUUAGAGUAUCUCAUCGACAGAUGCCCAGAUGAAGAAAAAGAGAAGAAUAACUUUCUCAUCGAAGCAAUGAGAGUUGCUUGCACAUAUGGUCACCUGUCGACUGUAAAGUUGAUAGACUCAAUAAAAGGUGUAGAACAUCAUAACAUAAUGGACAUUGCUAGUAGUAAUGGAUUCAUUGAUAUUGUAAAGUAUUUACACGGGAAUAAUAGUAUAACUAAAGGUUGUAGUAAAGAUGCAAUGGAUAAAGCUUCAUAUAAUAAUCAUUUAGAGGUUGUAAAGUUUCUUCAUUUCAAUCGUAGUGAAGGUGCAACAACCAAGGCUAUGGAUAUGGCGGCUGGAAAAGGUCACAUUGAUGUUGUACAGUACCUUUCUGAGCAUCGUAGUGAAGGUGCAACAAACAUGGCAAUUGAUUUGGCAGCUGUGUUUGGUCACACUGAAAUUGUAAAUUCACGAUGUGCUAAAUUAGUUUGUUUAAAAAAAGACAACCUUUAUCCAUCCUUCAGAGGGUAUAUUUGUAGAAGUGGGAAUGGAAUGAGAAACACAAUGCAAUCUGGAACCGCCAAUGAUACCAAAGAUAUGGAAACAAACAAUAGUGUUGUCAUUAAUUAUGCAAGUAUACCAUAA